UUCUAUCCUAUUGGCUGUCGCCGUAAGUGCUGCCGACACCAAUAAUAGCUAUGCAGUUAAAUCGAGUCCAGGCAUUUCGCCGGAUCCUUACUGUGGAACGACAGAAAAGAUGUGUUUCGAAAAGUGUGAUUCUGAGGUUUGCCAGUUCAGAGUCACAUGGAAUAAGAUUGGUGCCUAUGUGGAAUUUGAAGUUGUUCACGAUGUAUCUCACCUACGUCAGAAUGUAUGGAUAGCCAUUGGAUUUUCGACUGACAAAUACAUGGCAAGAACAAGUGUAGUGAUGUGCAAGGAUCACAACACGUUUACGUCAGUAGAACUCGGCUAUAAUCCGGGACACUUCUACGAAACGAUAACAAAUGUACCAGACACACUGAAGAACACCAAAGUUUCUGUCGUCGACGGAAUUUUUACCUGUCGUUUUCAGCGCCUCAUCAAGGUCAAACAUCAGCACGUGGCUCUGCUAUCAGACGAAUUAUACAUGUUGGUUGGACAGGGUGAUGUCGAUUUAAUAAUAGGAAACCCUCACAUGCACAUCAAAAACCCCGUAUGUUCGGACAAAAAACUGGACUUCAUCCGCGGAAAUGAUGUCAUAACAACUACUCCCAUUCCUGACGUCACUUUACAGCCUGCGCCAUUUGUACCUGAUCCAAGAUGUGGUGUGACCAAAGGAUGUUUCCAUAGCUGUGACGGUUCAGGCGACCUAUGUUCAUUCCAAGUGACAUGGCAGGAGGCUGGAGACUACAUAGACUUUACAAUGUCACAGAAUAUCAGUGCUGUAGACAACGCUUGGAUAGCUCUAGGUAUAUCGGAUGACACCAACAUGAAAAACACCAGUGUAAUAAUGUGUAAAGAUGUGAACGGCAACAUUUCAGUGGAGCUCGGUUACAACCCCGGAUACGCGUACACCACUGUGGCAACGAAUACCAGGAAUCUCGUACUUACCAGUGGAUCUAACAUAGAUGGAAUAUUCACAUGUAAUUUCCAACGAAGAAAGACAAUCACCGACUUUAAUAACACCUUCACACUGACUGCGAAACGCUUCCUCAUCGUUGCUAAUGGUCUCCUAGCAACUGGUAUUCCUGUGAAGCACACCAACGAACCGACAGUCAGUCCUGGUAAACAGGACUUCAUCCACAUCGUCCCAGAAACCACCACGGUAAACCCAGGGGAGAUAACCACUCAGCCAGGACCAAUUAUUCCUGACGUGGACUGUGGAGUAACCAAAGGAUGUUUCUCGAGCUGUGACGAUACAAGGAAGUGUAUGUUCCAAGUGACAUGGCAGGAGGCUGGAGACUAUAUAGAAUUUACAAUGUCACAAAAUAUCAGUGCUGUAGACAACACUUGGAUAGCUCUCGGUAUAUCAGAUGACACUAACAUGAAAAACACAAGUGUUAUCCUGUGUAAAGAGAUGAGUGGCAGCAUUUCGGUGGAGCUCGGCUACAACCCCGGAUAUGCGUACAGCACUGUGGCAACGAAUACAAGGGACCUCAUACAUACCAGUGGAUCGCACGAAGAUGGAAUAUUCACAUGUAGUUUCCAACGAAGGAAGACAAUCACUGACUUCAAUAACACAUUCACACUGACUGCGAAACAUUUCCUCGUCGUUGCUAAUGGUCUUCUUUCGUCUGGUAUUCCUGUGAAGCACACCAACGAACCGACAGUCAGUCCUGGUAAACAGGACUUCAUCCACAUCGUCCCAGAAACCACCACGGUAAACCCAGGGGAGAUAACCACUCAGCCAGGACCGAUUAUUCCUGACGUGGACUGUGGAGUAACCAAAGGAUGUUUCUCGAGCUGUGACGAUACAAGGAAGUGUAUGUUCCAAGUGACAUGGCAGGAGGCUGGAGACUACAUAGAAUUUACAAUGUCACAGAAUAUCAGUGCUGUAGACAACACUUGGAUAGCUCUCGGUAUAUCAGAUGACACUAACAUGAAAAACACAAGUGUUAUCCUGUGUAAAGAGAUGAGUGGCAGCAUUUCGGGGGAGCUCGGCUACAACCCCGGAUAUGCGUACAGCACUGUGGCAACGAAUACAAGCGACCUCAUACAUACCAGUGGAUCGCACGAAGAUGGAAUAUUCACAUGUAGUUUCCAACGAAGGAAGACAAUCACUGACUUCAAUAACACAUUCACACUGACUGCGAAACGUUUCCUCAUCGUUGCUAAUGGUCUUCUAUCUUCAGGUAUUCCUGUGAAGCACACCAACGAGCCGAGAGUCAGUCCGGUUAAACAGGACUUCAUCCACAUCGUCCCAGAAAUCACCACGGUAAACCCAGGGGUGAUAACCACUCAGCCAGGACCAAUUAUUCCUGACGUGGACUGUGGAGUAACCAAAGGAUGUUUCUUUAGCUGUGUGAGUAGGGAGGACUGUAUGUUCCAAGUGACAUGGCAGGAGGCUGGAGACUACAUAGACUUUACAAUGUCACAGAAUAUCAGUGCUGUAGACAACGCUUGGAUAGCUCUCGGUAUAUCAGAUGACACUAACAUGAAAAACACCAGUGUUAUUAUGUGUAAAUCGAUGAAUGGCAGCAUUUCGGUGGAGCUCGGCUACAACCCCGGAUACGCGUACACCACUGUGGCAACGAAUACCAGCGACCUCAUACAUACCAGUGGAUCAAACAUAGAUGGAAUAUUCACAUGCAGUUUCCAACGAAGAAAGACAAUCACCGACUUUAAUAACACCUUCACACUGACUGCGAAACGUUUCCUCAUCGUUACUAAUGGUCUUCUAGCAUCUGGUAAUCCUGUGAAGCAUACCAACGAACCUACAGUCAGUUCAGAAAAACAGGACUUCAUCAACGUCGUUCCAGAAACCACCACGCCAGGGCCAUAUAAUCCUGAUGUGGGCUGUGGUGUAACGAAAGGGUGUUUCUUUAGCUGUGUGAGUAGGGAGGACUGUAUGUUCCAAGUGACAUGGCAGGAGGCUGGAGACUAUAUAGACUUUACAAUGUCACAGAAUAUCAGUGCUGUAGACAACGUUUGGAUAGCUCUCGGUAUAUCGGAUGACUCUAACAUGAAAAAUACCAGUGUAAUCAUGUGCAAAGAUGUGAAUGGCAACAUUUCAGUGGAGCUCGGCUAUAACCCUGGAUACGCGUACACCACUGUGGAAACGAAUACCAGUGACCUCAUAUUUACAAGUGGAUCACACAUAGAUGGAGUCUUCAUGUGUAAUUUCCAACGAAGAAAGACAAUCACUGACUUCAAUAACACAUUUGCAUUGACCAAUAAACAUUAUCUCAUUGUUGGUAACGGCCCGUUAUCGCUAUCGUCUGGUAUUCCUACGAAGCACCAAUCCGACCCCACAGUCAGUCCUAAUAAGGAGGAUUUUAUCCAUUUCGUUCCCGACACUACACCAACAAAUCCAGGGGAGUUAACCACUCAGAGUGGGUCAUCAAUAGUCAAAGACCCUGAGUGUGGUAAAAGUAAAGGCUGUUUCUCGGACUGCGAUAAUCAGGGACAGUCAUGUACAUGUCUGGUCACGUGGCAAAACGAGGUGAAAGCUAAAACGAUUCAAUUUGAAAUCGCAUCCAUCGUCAGCCCAAGCAUGGACGAUUGGAUAGCCAUUGGCUUAUCACCUAAAGCAAAAAUGGCCAAGUCUAGUGUAAUGAUGUGUGUGCUGGAGAAUGGUGUAGUCACUACGGAGCUUGGAUAUAAUACAAAAGAUCGCAUAUACGUACCACUAACUAAUAAAACAGAAUAUUUGUCACAUAUGAGUGGUUCUAUAGACGGAAGUGUAAUGAGGUGCACCUUCCAGAGGGCAAGUACAGUGUCAAACCCCCUUAACACCGAUAGUGCUAAGAUAUUCGACCUCGAGGAUGAAUGGUACCUCCUCUUUGCUCACGGGCUAGCACCAUCAGGAGUGCCGGAGAGACAUAAGGACAAACCAAAGAUCAGUAAAUCAAAGGUUAACUUCCUCAAGACCGGAGAUGUGGGCCUUGGAAAGCAGACAUCUGGACUUGUAAAACUACAUGGUUUUCUGAUGAUAGUCGCUUGGAUUAUAUUAUCCACUUCUGGUAUGCUGAUUGCUCGAUAUUUUAAGCCAAUUUUUCACCAGAAAGUCAAAGGGAAACAUCUCUGGUUUCAGUUCCACAGAACAUGCAUGUGUACAGUGGUGGUUCUCACAUUGACCGCCCUCAUCGCUAUUUUAGUAGAAGUAGGAGGAAUUAGUAAGAUAAGUGUCCCAGACGAUAUCGCUUACGUAAAGCUACAUCCGCUACUGGGACUCAUAAUAGUACUGUUGAUGCUCCUUAACCCAGCGAUGGCGUUUUUCCGUUGUGACCACGACAGUGCCCACCGCCCAAUAUUUAACUGGUUACAUUGGGGCGUUGCCUUUGUGGUGCAAUUUAUUUCAGGUUUCAACAUUAGCUUUGGAUUUCACCUGAACAAAGUGAACAUGCCUGUUAAUGAUGCCCUGUUCGUCAUGUAUAUGUACACGGGAACCUUCGUUAGCAUGUAUAUCGUUUUCGAGAUCACCAAGUGUGUAAUGAAGCGAAACGCGGCACGAUUGAGCAAUGAAACAGAUGAGUUUGCAGCUAAUAUUAGCUUAACCGAUGAGGAGGAAGCCGGUACUCCAAAUUUUACCUGUUUCAAGAUCAUCUUCGGAGUUCACAUUGUUGCAAUGCUCUCCUAUGGUACAACGUUGAUUGUGUAUCUGCUUGACGGGUAAAGUGAUAUUGCCGUCGAGAACCUAAGUAAGACUUUAAUUGUGUGUCUGCUGACCGAGUUAAGUUAUACCAUUGUCUAAGACAUUUAUUUUGUAAGACUUUUCUAAAGUGACCACUCCGGCUCACAUGUAGAACAUUUUUACUGGGAGUUUGAUAACUGGGUAACUUGAUAUUUGCAACGAGCUCUUGCGUAAAACUUUUGAUAAUUGUCUGCUGAACAGGUAAACAGAACUUACACUCAGGAAUAAAUGUCUGCUGUUUGAAACAAAAGCUCUCAAGAUCUCCUACUGGAUCACUGGAUCAACUGAUAUUGUUCUAGAUAUAGAACGAACUCUAAAUCAAUGUUUUAUAUAUAACUUUUCACUUGGUGGUGUGAUAAAAUCCUCCAAAUGCAUAAUGAUUUCAUUUCGAUUUUGAUUUAUCACAAUAGCGAAAUCAUUAAAAUGUCCGAUGUUUGGCUUCCGAUCAAGGUUUGUUUUGGACUAGCACAAUGCUUUAAAGUUAUGAAAUAAUAUAAAGUGUAUGGUCUUAUGUAUCUAUCAAAUAUUUCGUUUGUCUAUUUUCAUGUUCCUAACGACUUUGUUAUAAAGAAAUUGAUGCUUUUGUGAAACUAUGAACGUGUGAACUAUUCUACCUCGGUCGACUUAGGUCAAUAAGCCGUGCCAAAAUUAAUAUAUAAAGGUUUAUUGCAAAAAUAAAUCGUAAAUAAUAAAAGAUGAGUCCGUGUACUUAUCUGUGACAAGAUACUAUAACUUCCCGAUUCAGGUCUGACGUUGAUUUUUGGUUUUGUGUGAUAGGCUAGUAAUUCAUCAUUAUCAUUAUACUGAGAUAAAUCAUAAUACCAUCACUGUAAUGGGGCAAACUGUAAUAGAUUACUAGGAUUUCUCAAAACCGGCCAUGCGUAGGAAUAAAACAUAUGAAUGGUUUUAGAAGGUUUCGGUUUGGAGAAGUGAAUGUAGUUGACCAAGACCCCUGUAUGAAGCCAGGGUAAAAUUAAUGUUUUAUUCAAGUCCUUUUUCGAUGUGAGACUACAACGACUUUGUAUGUUCAUGAAACAAGUUUCUUUUGUCAAAAAUAGUCAGAAUUCUUAACUUAAAAUGGAAGUUCGGAUUAUAAAUAUCAGAGAACAGUAUACAGUUAUACUCGACAAAUGAUGGGAAUACGAAAAAAAGUUUGUGUACGACUUGUAACUAAUAUCAAGAUAAGUUGUCAUAAAAGUCAAAGCAGAAUGGCCAGUGGUCUGGUGUUUUGAGUUUUUAUAUUAUCAAAAGAGAUUUAUUUUUUAAUUUUAAGAUAAAUAGAAAAUUUCGUUAAAAAGUUAUUUACCCUAUGAAACAUUUGGAAUCGAGGUUGUAAGGAUUUUGAUAUAUUUUCUUUGCUUCUUACAAAAUAUGAUUUGUUUGAUUUUCACAUUUUAAUUUCUUUGAACUUUUGUUUUUUGUGAGUAUAACUGUGACAGAAGUGUAAAUGCUAAUUAUAUAAAACUUGCAUACAAGCAUACAUAUUGAAUGUGAGGUGAGAGCAAAUAUACAUAUCCCUUGAACAAUAAAAAGUAUGCAAAU
Mizuhopecten yessoensis (Yesso scallop) is the source of this 6226-nucleotide messenger RNA. RefSeq lists its product as uncharacterized. Bases 110 to 4666 code for a protein of 1518 amino acids. The transcript is spliced from 36 exons. Lineage: Eukaryota; Metazoa; Mollusca; Bivalvia; Pectinida; Pectinidae. Gene Ontology annotation, biological process: regulation of glutamate receptor signaling pathway. The record is from RefSeq and is a predicted model, not a curated record.